This is a messenger RNA of Morchella sextelata, 288 nucleotides long. RefSeq lists its product as uncharacterized. The transcript is spliced from 6 exons. Bases 1 to 288 code for a protein of 95 amino acids. The record is from RefSeq and is a predicted model, not a curated record. NCBI's taxonomy places the organism in Eukaryota, Fungi, Ascomycota, Pezizomycetes, Pezizales, Morchellaceae.
AUGCACCUACGUCCUGUAUGCAGUGGGAGUACUCCACCCAAACACAGGGCAGUACAUCCUCCCCUGACCUGUCCUGUCAAUGAAUUAAAUACAUGUUGCACGAGCGACCCGCAUACGCCCCUUCCAGAGGACCUCUCUGAUGUCAAAAGACAAGGGGUUGCGUUGUCCAGAAAAAUGGCAACCCCACUAUUACACCUUGCACUCAAAAUAUUAACAGUUGGAGUCAAAUGGGUCUAUUACGGCAGGCCGGGGAAACAGGUUUGCAUGCGACUACUCUACAUCUUUUGA